AUGAAAGACUUAUUCAACGUGGAAAACAAGGUUGUCUUGGUAACCGGUGGAUCUAGCGGAAUUGGGGAGAUGAUCGCUACGGGAUACGUGGAAGCUGGCUCAAAGGUUUAUAUCACAAGUAGAAAGGCAAACGUGUGCGCAGAGGUUGCAUCCAAAUUAAACAUGCGAGGUCCUGGUCAAUGUUUUGCUAUCCCUGCAGAUCUUCAAAAGCCUGACCAUCUCAAAAGUCUUGUUGCCGAUAUCUCCCAACGCGAAGAUCAUCUUGACGUCCUUGUAAACUGUGCUGGCGCAGUGUGGAACGAAGGAUUCGACACUUUUCCUGAUGAGGCCUUUGAAAAGGUCAUCAACUUGAAUUUACGACGCGUGUUCCAAUUGACCCAGUUAUGCUUCCCAUUAUUGACAGCAAAGGCGUCCACUUCCAAUCCCAGCAGCGUAAUCAACAUUGGAUCGGUUAACGGAUUUGGUGCAGUGGCCACCGAAACGUAUUCCUAUACAGCUGCCAAAGCUGGUUUGCAUCACAUGACACGACACAUGGCUGGAAAACUUGGGCAUAGAGGAGUCACCUUUAACGUGGUUGCACCUGGUGCUUUUCAAUCCAAAAUUAUGGCAGAAACACUGCAAAAGCAUGGUAACAGGAUUAUGGCUGCAAAUCCUAUGGGCCGCAUUGGUACAGCUGAAGACAUUGCAGGCACUUGCAUCUACCUAUCAUCUCGAGCGGGUCAACAUACAAAUGGGGCAGUGAUUGCAGUGGAUGGAGGAUCUUCGUGGUACGCCUCUAAAUGGUGA
Molecule: messenger RNA, 786 nt
Organism: Lichtheimia ornata
Lineage: Eukaryota; Fungi; Mucoromycota; Mucoromycetes; Mucorales; Lichtheimiaceae
Exons: 7
Coding region: 1-786 (261 amino acids)
Molecular function (GO): oxidoreductase activity
Source: RefSeq, a predicted model, not a curated record